Molecule: messenger RNA, 2803 nt
Organism: Amoebophrya sp. A25
Lineage: Eukaryota; Dinophyceae; Syndiniales; Amoebophryaceae
Source: the annotation of a GenBank genome assembly
UUUGCACACUUCGUACUUCCCUCGUCGUGUUUUUUUUGUUCGACAAGUAAAGAUUAAUAUUCUGAGACAGGAAAUCAUACGAAAAGUUGAAACGGACACUACUCCUCAUCAAGGAGAUCGAUAAACGUGAAGCAAUAGAAUACAACUUGUUCUACCAAUAGCAAUGAAUUAUACUAGAGUCGAUUCUACUUCACGUUCUCCUUCCUUUAGAAGUGAGGGCGAUCAAGAGUGGUUUUGAAUAUGUAGAGCGGAUGACCAUGACGAUGAGGAUGAGCGUUAACGUUACAAAGGCUGUGUUCGUGUCUCGUUUGCGUGUAGUGUGGUGAUUCCUUCAUCGAGAUCGAGAAACGAUUAUCCUGUGAGCUCUCUGCUACUUCGUGGCCACUGAUAGCAUCUGUCUCGUCUACAGUGCAGCGUUAACAACGAAAAGUACGGACCACGUUUGUUUAUGUACUCGUUCUUUUUCAUACUCUUCGCCAAGCAAAAGACUGGACUGUGAGGGACGAGUCGCAAAUUUCUAUCGAGUUUGAGGGAAAGAAAAAGUCAGCUCUACUCUAGGUUCAUCUAGAUGUUGACGUAAAAGCGAAACUAUAGCAGUAUUUCCGGGUUACCAUCUCGCUUGAUUUCAGUUUUGGUCCCUCUCGCGCUAGCGCUACCUAUUCGACUUCGUUGAUCGCAACUCCAUGUGAGUAAUUUUCUAAUUCUAUUCAUUCAUUUUCUGGACGACACUAUCGCUAUCCCAUUGUGUUGAAAUUUUCUUUGGACGGUGGAAUUACUGCUCUUGUAUUAAUAUUCUUAGUUUUUAAAUUGAAUUUGGCGGGUCACUCAAAAAUAACUACAAGAAGAGGUAUUUCUAUUUGUUUUUUUCGCGGAUUUUCAGACGAACGAACAAACUAGAAGGCUCAGGUAAUCUGCAUCCAAAAAAAGAUGGCGAGUGUACAAAAAGAGUCGACCUUUGAAAAAAGGUCAGCCGAAGCAAGACGGAUUCUGGCAAAAUACCCCGAUAGGAUCCCGGUCAUAUGCGAGAAGGCGCCUCGUUCCGAUCUCCCUGAUAUCGACAAGAAGAAGUUUCUCGUAUUUCAUCUACACACUUGUAUUAUUGAUUCUUGAUUCAUUUGCGUUGAAGAUGAUGUAUCAUUAUCAUAGUGUCUAAGGCGCGUCUUAUUCAGUACUAAGAGAUCUAACUCGUGUAUAUUGAUGUUGCUAGUACUAUCCAAACCAACGACCGCAGCUAGUAUCAUGAUUAUUGUCGAUACUGUCAAAAUCACAUCAUCGCUUACGUCGACUAGCCGACUACCUUGUUUACUCGUGAUGAAAAUCUUUGCCUUGUAUCCUGUAAUUUCGCGGCAAGAAAUCAGUUUUAUGUAUGUCCAUCAUUUUCCCGACAACCAGGUACCAGAUACGAUGUUGUGCGGCCAGUUCAAGUACAUUAUUCACAAGCACAUAAAUCAGUGUGCAACGACACAGAACCAGAUAAGCGCGGAUCAGACGAUUUACCUGUUUGUGAACAACACUUCUCCGAAGACGGGGGCGCUCAUGUCGGAAAUCUACGACUCCUACAAGGCCGAUGACGGCUUUCUCUACAUCACCUACAGUGCAGAGAACACUCUGGGCUGAUGACGAGGGCCUCGCACCAGGUCGCUGCUGCUGCAGCAUGGAGGUACGACUAGAAGGAGGUCGUCUUGUUGAACAUGGUCUACGCAUCAUCAAGAACUACAACUAUGGGACUCUUACGAGGAAAGCAGAUGCAGAAGACGAAGCAUUUUUGGAUCGAGAAGAAGAGGUUAGAGAAGGAACUACAUACAGCUAAAGAAGAAGACAUUGCGUUGCGGAAGCUUGAGCUGCAAAAAAUACGGCCGUUGACGUUGAAGCCCUUCCCCUCUAUCCUCCAGCGUUGUUGUGUACUAGAGGCAUUUACAUAUCAAAUCAACACUUGAUACAAGAAUCGUAAGGUAAUGUCGUGAUAGGUUGUAUUUUGGCGAUGAAAUGGAAAUAGUAAUAAAUAGAUACAUAAGCAGAUGAAGAAAAAGAACGCGCACGAUCUCCCCUUGAGCCCCUGAAUACGCCAUAACGGGGUGCAAUUUACCCACUAGGAUUGCGUUUUUGGUUCUAAAUAGCUCGUCCUCUUUUGUCGGCACCUGCAUGAAAGACCCUAACUUCUGCUUCUCGUUAUCUCUUCAUAACCUUAUCUUCUCGAUACAACUCGUUCGUCCUGCUUUUGAAUGACAACCAAGGUAAAUGUCAACAAGAACAACAACAGGAAGAUUCAGAUUGUCGAUUUACAGAUUCGCUGGCAUUUUUGAUUUUUUCUAAGAUUCGCUCUCAUCCUUAACCUUUUCUAACUAGCAACACCAACCACUAGUAGUAAGUAAGGUUUUGUCAACAUCUCGUAUUCGUCGUCAACAACCAAAGAAGCUCCACCAGCAAGAAAUGUAGAACUUCUGAAUUGUUAACACAAACUUUGCUGUCGUGAAGAUCACGAGGUAAUCAGUAGGUCAAUGUUUUUCCUCAGCACCUCGAGUUGCUGGUGAACUUGAUGCGAAUUUCAAUGGAAGAGAAGGAGCACGCUAAAGCCGGAAGAUGGGGUGCUAAUGAGACGGCUCCAAAACGAUCAGGUCUAAUCUGGACGUCACAAUAUGAUAAUUGAUAACACGACGUGUUUUCGUUGUUCGCCACCGGCUGUUCAUCUUCGGUCCUCGAAGCGAUCGAUUCCUGUGAAAUACUGCUGGUGAUGGAACCUGAGGAUCUUCAACUGGUGUUAUUCAACUGGACGAGGACCUCCAGUUAUAGUGUUUGAGUUGCC